Prunus armeniaca (apricot) is the source of this 639-nucleotide messenger RNA. NCBI's taxonomy places the organism in Eukaryota, Viridiplantae, Streptophyta, Magnoliopsida, Rosales, Rosaceae. The record is from the annotation of a GenBank genome assembly.
AUGUCUUGGCAAGAUUGGGAGAAUUCCUACACGGCAUUCAAAGCCUUUUUUGAUAGUGGUGUCACCAUUCUUAGAUCCAUUGAUGAACUUCUUCCGCUUUGCCACAGAUUCGAUGGUUAUGUGACAUUCCAAGGUGCCCUCGUGUAUCCAGAGACGGUUAAAGCCUUGAAAAGGUUCAUGGACAAAUACGGAAGUUUGAUGGAAGCUACAGAUGUCACCUCCUCUUUCUCAAGGUGCACUGCCCUUCGAGCCCUUGGCUUAGUACUUCAUGGGAUGGACACCAUGCAACUCCUUGAUAUUACGGAUCACAAACUGCUCUGUUGGCGAGAUGCAAUAUGUGAGGCCAUGAUUCUGGGCUUUCGCGUGGAAUUUCUUCUCAAACUCGUGAAGAACUUAGCACGUGCCGUCUUUGGAGCACGGGCCAUUCGUAGUAUGCAAUUAUCGCAUGACUCUGAUGAAGUAAAAGCUGCUGCAGAUGCCUUGAAUAUUAAACAACAGGAGUUGGAGAACCAGCGCCGGGAGAUGCAUGCCCUCCUUCUUGCUAAGGGUAUUUCUGUUGACAGCGCUGAGUGCGUGACGGAGGCAGCGGCCAGAUUAUCUCCUGGGGCUUCCUUUGUUCUUUUCGGACAUUCCCCAUAG